GCGCGCUCAGCAGGAAGACCGUUUUUCCCCCGGCCGGGAGGCCUUCGUAGUGGGACGCGCGUCUCGGCGGCGGUUUGCCACGUCUGUGAGCGGCGGCUGAGAGCGAGAGUGCGGCUGGUGCAGCUGGAGACCCCCUUCCGCCCCGGCCGUCACCAUGGUGUCUGUAAUUAAUACAGUGGACACUUCUCAUGAAGACAUGAUCCAUGAUGCUCAGAUGGAUUAUUAUGGCAUGCGGUUGGCAACUUGUUCCUCAGACAGAUCAGUGAAAAUAUUUGAUGUAAGGAAUGGAGGGCAAAUUCUCAUAGCUGACUUAAGAGGACACGAAGGCCCUGUGUGGCAGGUUGCUUGGGCUCAUCCCAUGUAUGGAAACAUCCUUGCUUCCUGUUCCUAUGACAGGAAGGUUAUUAUCUGGAAGGAGGAGAACGGUACCUGGGAAAAGGCGCAUGAAUACACAGGGCACGAUUCUUCAGUGAAUUCCGUAUGUUGGGCACCACAAGACUUUGGAUUGAUCCUGGCUUGCGGCAGCUCUGAUGGGGCCAUCUCUCUGCUAAGCUGCAGUGGUGAUGGAACAUGGGAAGUGAAAAAAAUCAGCAACGCACAUACAAUUGGCUGCAAUGCUGUUAGCUGGGCCCCUGCAGUUGUACCAGGAAGCCUUAUAGAACCACCAUCAAGCCAAAAACCAAACUACAUUAAGCGUUUUGCAUCAGGUGGCUGCGAUAACCUUAUCAAGAUUUGGAAAGAAGAAGAUGGCCAGUGGAAAGAAGAACAAAAACUUGAAGCUCACAGUGACUGGGUCAGAGAUGUAGCCUGGGCCCCCUCCAUAGGCUUGCCAACAAGUACUAUUGCCAGCUGCUCACAGGAUGGCAGAGUGUUUAUCUGGAUGUGUGACGAUCCCUCUGGAAAUUCAUGGUCACCAAAAUUGCUACACAAGUUCAAUGAUGUAGUCUGGCAUGUUAGCUGGUCCAUUACUGCAAAUAUUCUUGCAGUGUCUGGAGGAGAUAAUAAAGUAACUUUAUGGAAAGAAUCUGUAGAUGGACAGUGGGCAUGCAUCAGUGAUGUUAAUAAAGGCCAGGGAGCAGUAUCUGCUAUUACAGAAGGGCAACAGAAUGAACAGUGACAAAUGGGUUAACAUCAAUCCCAAAUUAUCAAUGCAAGGAAAUAGACAUGAUUUUUACUACUUUUCUUAUUAAACCAAAUUUAUUUGAUCUGGCACAAGCAAAGCUAACUGGUUUCAAGAAAGCUAUACAUACCAUAGUAUUUUGCCUUAAUUGACACUUGGUAUAAUUCAAGGCAAACUGUACAUCAAAGGGUAUUGCUUGCUUGCAGUGAGAUUUUUCCCCCCCUUUUAAGCAUCACUUCAUUUUCUUCAUUAAUUUCCUGGGAAACCUUUGAUAAGCCUUCCAUUAACUCCUCUCCAUUAGGAGGAGAGGAAAAGUUUCUAUCGAUCAAUAUUUCUCCUUCAGAAUGACUUGUUUUACUUACUACAGUCUUCUUGUCAUUUAAAGCCUGGUAAUGUUUGCUCUUUCGACAAAAAGAAAGAAACUCUGCAUCAGAUACCUAAUACAGAAUUUGAACUUAAGUAAGAGAGAUGGAGACUGCCAUUUAAACAAAGAGAAGGAUUACCAGAAAUUCAAAGUUGCUUUUGUUCUACAGUUUACCCUUCUAUUGUUUGCAAGUACUUGUGAAAUUGACCUCCAAAAUAUUAUUAAACUAAUAAACUCUAAGCCACUUUGUGUACCUCUUUUUGUUUAAAAGAAAAACUAAAUAAAGUCUGAUCAAAACAAUC
Molecule: messenger RNA, 1786 nt
Organism: Lacerta agilis (Sand lizard)
Lineage: Eukaryota; Metazoa; Chordata; Lepidosauria; Squamata; Lacertidae
Gene: SEC13
Product: SEC13 homolog, nuclear pore and COPII coat complex component
Exons: 9
Coding region: 155-1117 (320 amino acids)
Biological process (GO): protein import into nucleus; COPII-coated vesicle budding; positive regulation of TOR signaling
Cellular component (GO): COPII vesicle coat; nuclear pore outer ring
Molecular function (GO): structural molecule activity; protein binding
Source: RefSeq, a predicted model, not a curated record